GAGCACUUCCGGUGGUGUUUCCUGUCAGUGUUUGUAAACUGAGAAAAAAUUGGAAGUGCGACAAGAAAUAUUAAUCUUCAGCACUCUGAAAACCGAAAGACUUUUGCCCCUGAUGAUUUUGGAGGGUGUAGUCUCAUCUGUCACCCCUCAUCCCGAGUGAAGCCCCUCUGUCCCCACAAACACACACGCAUUCAAAGCACGGCGAUGACACACCAUUCCAGCAAUUCUGUUCGAGACCAUAUGAAAUGGGCUGGGUUGCUGGGCUGCGAGGCGGUGCUGUCCAGCAUGGCCCUAAUGCAAGCCAACAACAUCCCAGGCCAAAAGAAGAUGAUGUCACCCUUGGGUCAGGGGCAAAGGACCAGUCCUGAAAGCCACCAAACCCACUCGCAGCAUAGCCAGAACCACCACAGCCACCAGGUGCACCAUGGACAGCCACAUCACAGCCACAUGGGCCAUCCAUCAACUGGGAGCUGCCCACCCCUGCUCAUCCGGAAAGAUGGAGAUUAUCAUACAUCAAGGAUAAUUGAGGGAAAGGGCAUGCAGGCAAACCAGAAUAUGCAGCCCAAGAAGAAACACAAAAAAUCCGGUUUAGCCAACAAAGUAAAAGUGGAGCAUUUAGUUCCAUCAGUUGAUAUGGAUGACGACAGCUCAUUGAAAGUCCAGAAGAACUUCAUCUGUGAUCAUUGCUAUGGAGCUUUCCGGAGCAGCUACCACCUUAAGAGGCAUAUUCUUACACACACAGGGGAAAAACCAUUUGCGUGUGAUGCUUGUGAUAUGCGGUUCAUUCAGCGUUACCACCUGGACAGGCACAAGAGGGUGCACAGCGGAGAAAAGCCUUAUCAGUGCGAUCGCUGCCAUCAGAACUUCUCACGGACAGACAGGCUUCUGAGACACCGACGGCUGUGUACAGUUGGGAUGAGCAAAGAGGAAAGCCAGUACUCCCAGGACUCAUCUACCCAUCCGGCCUCAUGGAGCCCACUACAUCCUUCGAGCAACCGUCUGACUGUCUGACCCUCAACUUCCACAUAGAGACCCAACAUCAGUCUGCAACUCAGUAACAUCACACCUUGGAGUGGUGACCUGAAAAUAGCCCUACUUUUCCACAGCCAAACUUUAGUUUGCUCUCACCAGCUCAUAGUGGAUUUUUAUGUUUUUUUAACCUACUGUCACUUUAGAAUCCAGGAAGAAGGCGAUGGGGAACGGACUCAUUUGCAGUCACGGACAUCGUAUUGCGGCAAUAAAUGGAGAUUACACAAAAUUUGUGACUGCAUGGACAGUCAGCACCUUUCGUGCUUUCAGCCUGCAGUCAACCCCAACUCUGCCUUUUAAUUCAAACGAACGGUUCGCUAAUGUAGACGCAGACAGAAAACCAUGAAGCAUUAAAACGUCCUAUUUGUUUUGUGUUUCUUUUGUUACUAAUUAUGUACCGGCUACAGCUUAUAAGCAAAAGGUCACAGCAGGCUUGCUGUGUGCUGCCUCGAGGAAGUGAUUAGUCAAUGAAAUACUGUAGUUCAGUAACACAUGUGAAGGUAAAUUUAAUGACCUUUUUGAUGCCGCUAAAUGUUAAAGAUCGUUGGAGAGGAAAAAAAUCAUCAAAUUAGUCAUCCAUUUUUACUUUAUGUGCCAUAUUCUUUUUGUGCACAAGUCUUAAAUUAAUCAAAAUAUUUUAAUCUGCUGUUCAUGCUGCUGUACAUCUGGAAAAAUAACUACAGGUCCAACCCUAGUGGUAACCAAAACAAACACUAAAGUUGAAUUGGAUAGAUGGUAUCUGUACCAUGGCAAACACAUUUAGAGUUCUACCUUGUUUUAAAGGCAUAUGGCCCUAAUUGUAAGACUUACACUGGCUAACAGCUGACAGAUUUUCGAGGAGCUCCAAUUUUUUUGAAGCUGAUGUUUACUGGAUGUAGGGAUGACCUGUGUGUGGCAAAAAAUGAGUUUUUCCUUAACGUGCUUCUGUAAAAUGACCUGCCGUAUAAAUCCAUUGUGGUUACUCUCCCUUCCUAGAAACCGCUGUCUUGCCUUUUCCUGUUCAGUGAUCAGAGAUUGUUCUCACUUUAAGACUUUUUAUUCCCUUCAUUGUAUUUUGGUAAAUCCUUAGGUUUACUCUUACUUAAGUAUCUAUGAAAUAUUGUCAGAAUCAUGCUCGUAAUAUUUUUUAAAUGCAGCUGGAUCAACGCUAGUCUCGAGUCUUUUCACAUGAGUGCACUGGGGACCUUUUUCUUCAGUACUUGUGUGAAUGGCCCAGGUCAACCAGGUUAUAAUAUAAAUUGGCUCAUCUACAGAUUCUCACUGCUGAAUUGUGUGUUUGCCUGACUGAAUGUGAUCUAAAUACAGUUCCAUGUCAUUUAACACUGAGCAUCUUCAGUGAAGAUGACAAGUUGUACUUUGUUGUGGAACUUUGAGGGUCGUUUGUAUGUUGAUUAUUGGCAAUAUAAAACUUCAGGCCUGUAUAUUGUGAAGUCACUGGACUGCAGAUGUUAGUUCAGUUGUAGAUGACUAUUAUUUAGACGAAAGGUUUUUUUAAUAAUAGACAGGUAGAUCUGUUUCUGUCAGACUUUUAGAUAUGUGAGAAGAGUUUGGGCCCAUUGCUGACUGUCUACUGUUUAUGAAGUUAAUAUAUAUAUCUAUAAAUUGUUUUAGGGCUAGAAAAUAGCAUGUAUGGGACCUAAACUCCAAAGGCAAAUCAAAGUUUUGAUGAUGUUUUAACCUUUAGUCUGAUCAUUGUUAUUCUUUAUUAUAGUUCAAAAGGCCAUGGUGACUCAGCACGAAGCUUGCUUUUAGGACAAAAAUUUGAAAAUGUCACACUUGCCCUUUUAGUGCAGCAGCUAUGAUUAGCUAGGAUAUUUUGUUUUAAUUUGCAUGUAUUUGUUGGAGGAUCUUUUAUUCAUUUGUUUGGAAAAUAAUUUUUUUUUUUGUUUAUCUGUUUUUAUUUUAUCAUCCCCUAUAUUUUGUUAUGCCAGGAGUGACAUCAAGUCAGUUUCACACUGUAGUGAAUGGAGUUUUGGGCCCAAAGUAAAAAUAAAGUUGUUUCUUUUUAAA
Pelmatolapia mariae (spotted tilapia) is the source of this 3039-nucleotide messenger RNA. It is a transcript of the gene znf740b, whose product is annotated as zinc finger protein 740b. The record is from RefSeq and is a predicted model, not a curated record. Gene Ontology annotation, biological process: regulation of transcription by RNA polymerase II. The transcript has 7 exons. Gene Ontology annotation, cellular component: nucleus. Gene Ontology annotation, molecular function: RNA polymerase II cis-regulatory region sequence-specific DNA binding; DNA-binding transcription factor activity, RNA polymerase II-specific. NCBI's taxonomy places the organism in Eukaryota, Metazoa, Chordata, Actinopteri, Cichliformes, Cichlidae. Bases 205 to 1011 code for a protein of 268 amino acids.